Messenger RNA from Entrophospora sp. SA101, 372 nucleotides. Lineage: Eukaryota; Fungi; Glomeromycota; Glomeromycetes; Entrophosporales; Entrophosporaceae. The record is from the annotation of a GenBank genome assembly.
AUGCAUCAGAAAGUUGGUUCUAUGGCUUCCUUAGAAGAUAAACAUGGUGCAAAAACUGUGCAAGUUCAAACAACUGGAAAUGAUAAAAACCAUUUUACAUGUGCCCUUACAAUUCUUGCAGAUGAUACAAAACUGCCACCAAUUGUUAUUUUCAAAGAAUUUACCUUCUCAAAUCAUGGUACUAAUGCACCCAAAAGGGUAGCUUGGCUUGAUAAGAUUCUGGAGGUUUGGGAUGAAAUUCCAAAAGAAAUGAUUGUGAAAUUGUUUAAAAAUUGUGGUAUUAGUGAUAAUUCAGUUGAUGAAUUAGAUGAAUUAGAAAAGGAGUCUGUAAAUAAUUUUGCUAUUUUGACCAAUAAAAAUGUUUUCACUUGA